AUGCUCCGGACUAUAACACGACUGCCACUGCGCAGAUGCGUUCAUACGAAUGCCAGCUCCUCGAGCACCCGUAUAUUCAAAAAUUAUUCGAGCAGGUCUGGACUUGCACUGGGAGCUACCGUCACGUUUGCUGCAUACAUGGCUUGGUCGCUGAGCUCGGAUAGUCAACGGAUAUCACUUGAUGCUCAACCUGUGUCCGCCCCCAAAAAGCUUCCGUCCUCCACAAAUCCCUCACUUCCCGCUGCAGACUCCCCUCCGCCUCCAAUACAGACAGAAGAGACAUCCUCUGAAACGUCAGUACCCAUAAUAGAGGAGGACGCGGAUAAAACACUACCGGCCGCGCCAGUAGAAGCACCAAGCGAAGAGCAGCCGUCUGGGGGUGCUUAUAACCCGGUGACAGGCGAAAUCAAUUGGGACUGCCCGUGCCUCGGUGGAAUGGCCCAUGGUCCAUGUGGUCCAGAAUUCAGAGAGGCCUUUUCAUGUUUUGUUUACUCUGAACAGGAACCAAAAGGCAUUGAUUGUGUGGAAAAAUUCAAGGCCAUGCAAACCUGUUUCCGGGAACACCCCGACGUAUAUGGGGAGGAAAUUAUGGACGAUGAUGACGAAGAGGAAUCCCAGGGUCAAGCUACGCCCUCGGGUGCUAAGCUUACUGAGGCGGAGUACACAACUCUGGAUAACGUAGCUCAGGAACCCGCGCAGCCCCAACAUCCCCCGUCACCUGUUUCCACAUCAUCCGCCUAG
Suillus discolor is the source of this 741-nucleotide messenger RNA. RefSeq lists its product as uncharacterized. The coding region runs from base 1 to 741 and encodes 246 amino acids. Gene Ontology annotation, biological process: protein import into mitochondrial intermembrane space. The record is from RefSeq and is a predicted model, not a curated record. Gene Ontology annotation, molecular function: protein-disulfide reductase activity. NCBI's taxonomy places the organism in Eukaryota, Fungi, Basidiomycota, Agaricomycetes, Boletales, Suillaceae. Gene Ontology annotation, cellular component: mitochondrial intermembrane space. The transcript is spliced from 3 exons.